AUGGCACCCAAACUUGCACCUCCCGUUAUUCCUCUACCUCCGGCUCGCAGCAAUCCGUCACGACCAAACCGUAAUAUCAAUCCAGCUGCCAUUAUCAAACCGGCGCCAAGACGAACACAUGAGGAAGUACUGGCCGAAAAAGCUCGAAAAGCAGCUGAUAAGCAAGUUCAAGCUCGAAGACGUAACGCUGGUCUCCAAAAAGCAGCUGAGAUUGAGGUUGUGGUGGACCUCAAGGACGCAAAUAACUUGGACCACCCAGUUCCAUUGACGCUCGAAAAAAAAAAGCGGCCCCAAGUUGACAUACCUGCCGGAGAUCCCGAUGAGUACAACCCAGAUGCUGUAGUGGACGAAGAAGACCUUGAUGAUAGCGGAGAUGAGAUUGGUGUAGCAAAGUCCAAGAACUUGAAGGGAAAGGGUGGUCAGCGGGCAGCGUUGAUGCUGGAGAAGAAGAAAGUUGCAGCGGCGGCACUAAGUAACACUCACACAGUGCGUGCUCCCGGCACAAGACCAAACCUUAAACGCGCACUCCCACCACUCCCACCACUCCCACUGCCUUUGUCAAAAAAAGCGAAGCACAUCCCGCCGAAAUCUGCACUUCGAUCAACAUGGUUAGAAGAUUCAGCAGUACCGGUCCUUGCUGAAAACGAUGAAGCUGACUCUUUUGAGUCACCUUCUGGUACAGUUUAUCAGCGCUUGCCCUCCAUAAUGUCAGGUACAGGUAGUUUUUUAUCAGGAUACCGUAGUGGAGCAGCCACCAGUGAAGGUGGUACGUCAACAAGGGCACCCUCGGAAACCGGCAACAUGAUCAUGAUGGACUCGGAAGGUGGGAUUAUCAAUGCGGGUGGAGUGUCUUCAGAUGAGGAUGGUGGACCGAUGGAGAUACUAAAUGACCAUCUAACAAUACAAGAAAGUAGCCCAAUGCUCAAAUCAAAGGUCAAAAAUAUGGCCAAGGUCAACGUAGUCACAGUUCCUCCAACUGUACAUGUACGCCGUGCAAGGGCCGUUAGCGGCUUUGAGAUAAAUUUCGGCAUCAAGCGUGAUAAAAUCACUGUGAAGCAUCUCGACCGCAACCUCCACGAGCUUUUUGCCAAAAUUUAUACACCGUAUAUCCGCCAGAUGGCUGGCAUUGGCCUCACUAGCCCAUGGGACAACCCCAGCGAAACUGACCUGAUCACGAUUUGGAACAGUUUCUCAUCCAAAGCCGGAAAUCCAGGUCUGUCAGACUUCCAGAGGGAGGUCAUAUUGAAACUGAUAAAUGAUCGCCUUGUUGAAUGGCGUAAUUCGUUUGCAGCAACAGCUAUCGUUACCCUCGAUGCCAUCCUCUCCGCCUUACCACUUCACUGGGAACCCGAACUUUCCAAUACCGACUGCCGCUCUGCAUACGUCCAAUGGCUUGGACAAGGUGAAGAAAACGAACGGAACUUUUACUACCGUGAGAUUACCCUGGAUGAAUCUCACGAGGAUGAUCAGUUGCUCAAGAAGGGCAUCUUUCAAUCCCAACUGAUGUUGGCAACAUUGGCCUCACACCUGGCUGCUAUAUCAUCCCUCCGAGACACACUCUACGUCGAGACCAAGUUGCCGCCAAAGGGUGCUCUCGUCCUUUCUAUUCAAGCAUGCAAACACGCCUUAGCCAUCUUUGACACUGGCAUUAAGGUAGUACCGACUGGGAUCGCGGGUCACUUUUCGAAGGCCAACUGGAUGGAUCAAGAUCACUACGUUGAUGGCGGUCGGGUUGUCAAGGACCGCCGUACUGUUGAACUCAUCGUUUAA
This is a messenger RNA of Marasmius oreades (fairy-ring Marasmius), 1770 nucleotides long. RefSeq lists its product as uncharacterized. NCBI's taxonomy places the organism in Eukaryota, Fungi, Basidiomycota, Agaricomycetes, Agaricales, Marasmiaceae. Bases 1 to 1770 code for a protein of 589 amino acids. The record is from RefSeq and is a predicted model, not a curated record. The transcript has 8 exons.